Messenger RNA from Aspergillus japonicus CBS 114.51, 1101 nucleotides. Its product is annotated as FPP/GGPP synthase family protein. The transcript has 2 exons. Gene Ontology annotation, cellular component: cytoplasm. Gene Ontology annotation, molecular function: (2E,6E)-farnesyl diphosphate synthase activity; dimethylallyltranstransferase activity. The record is from RefSeq and is a predicted model, not a curated record. Gene Ontology annotation, biological process: trans, trans-farnesyl diphosphate biosynthetic process. Lineage: Eukaryota; Fungi; Ascomycota; Eurotiomycetes; Eurotiales; Aspergillaceae. The coding region runs from base 1 to 1101 and encodes 366 amino acids.
AUGAACAGCUCAUCAGUGGAACCGCCUACCGAGCAGCCUGUUCAGACUCAAGGAGUCCCCGGGGAAGCCGGCGAAGCGCUGACUGUGGAGGACUUUCAUGGAGCAUACCAUACCCUCCUCACAGAGAUACGAGAAUACCUCUCUCGCCUCGGAACCCCAGAAACAGUACUAGUCCGUCUACACCAGUGUCUCGCAGAUGUCACGAAAGGAGGCAAGUUGACGCGCGGGCUGAUGCCACUGGAAGCCGGCCGGCGGCUCCUGCCCGGCCGACUCACCCCGACCCAGGCCUCCGAUCUCGCCGUGAUCGGAUGGAUCAUCGAGCUCCUCCACGCGGCAUACCUGAUCGAAGACGACAUCAUGGACGCCUCCAUCUUCCGGCGGACGGGGCUGUGCCGCUAUCUGCAACCGAGCAUCGGCAUGAGCGCCAUCGCGGAUGCCUGCAUGGUGAGGUCGUGCGUGCGGCACUUGCUGCGCGCGCGCUUCGAGCAGCACCCCCAGUACCUGGACAUGGUGCAUCUGCUGGAUGCGAUGAGUUUCCACACCGACCUGGGCCAGCUGACCGACGUCCACAUCGCUAAAACCACCUUCCGGGCCUUCCAUCACUUCACGCCCGAGACGUACCGCUUCAUCAUCACGAACAAGACAGCCUACUACACAGUUCACUUCCCCAUCGUAUUCACGCUGUACUACCUGCGGCUCUCGACGCCGAAGAACAUGGCCUACGCGAAAGACAUCUCGCUGCAGCUGGGGGUCUAUUUCCAGAUCACGGACGAUUACCUGGAUGUCUAUGGGGAUCCGGCAACAACCGGGAAGGUUGGCACGGACGUGCACGAGAAGAAAUGCGCGUGGGUGAUCACGGAAGCACUCCAGCGGUGUAGCUCCGAGGAGCGAGGUCUGCUGGAGGAGGCAUAUAGUAAUGGGGAUGUAGAGCAGGUGAAGGCGUUGUUUGAUGGAAUUGGGAUGCAAAAGGUCUAUGCAGAUCUGGCGACUGAGUCGUACGAGGGCAUUGUCGAAAAGAUCGCGGCGAUGGAUGAGAGCGAGGGGCUGGUGCGAGGCAUGUUUGAGUUAUAUUUGUCGAAGAUUCAUGGCCGAGAUAAGUGA